AUGGCCUGCAAGGCGCCAUUCGCAAGAUACGAGGAUCACAUGGUUCAGUGGGCCAGUGCAGCCACCAGCGCUCUUAGCCUGUGGUGCACGGACCUUGGGGAAGGAUUGCUUCCAGAGCUGGUGGAAUGGAUGGGAUGGUCGGACACCGACUCGGAGGUGCAGACGGACAGGAAGAUGAUCUCAACGCCUCCUUCUGGUGAGCUUUAUGGGCUUUCCAAGAUGAUGAACGGGAAACCGACAACGAAGCCAUGGGGGCUUCGGGUGGAGGAGCAAACUCUGGAGGGGCAACUUGAGUCCGAGAUCAACAAUGUGGCGGAGUGGCGCUCCGACGCCAACGUGAUCCAGGAGCAGCAGAAGGAGAAGUGCACGAAGGGCGCUUUUCGCAGGCGCAUCUUCGAGGCCGCCCGCAGGACCCGCGAGGCCUCCAUGAAGAAGGUCUUCGGCGUGCUGUGUGUGGACGACGGCUUGACUCAGGCAGACUUGGUCGAGGUGGACGUGGACGGGACAGAUCUGACGAGGCACCGCAUCGUCUGCCGUGGGAUUACCCGAGCGAGGCUCAGGAGCGAUCAUCUCGAUGAGGAGGCCCUUGCAUCCAUCCGGGCCAGCUUGUUUCGCCUCUGUCAAGGACAACGGCCUCUUGCCGGCCUCACUGUCGACCUGGGUUAUCUGUGGAUGAAGCAUCAGCACGCCCUACGCCAGCUUGUUCCACGUUGGCUGGUGCUGACGACGCCACUUGUGCAACUGCCCUUGAUCCGGACAUGCUUCAGAACCGUGGAUGCUACACUGCUGGUCGUAUGGGAAGAUGCUUCAGUCUCCGAGCUCAGUUGGCUAGAAGCAUCGUCAAACAUCCGCAUCGACGGCCAGGUGGAGGUCAUUGUAGUUCGCGCCUCCCAGCCAGAGUCAGCGUGGUCCUCUUUCCCGGACCAAAAGCAGGCCCAGGCCCCUCUUUUGUUGGACUUGGUGGAAAGGGUGCAGAUCAGGCUGGCGGAGUUGUCUCGCAAGGACGUCGCUGUUAGCAGCAUCCUUGUGGACGGUGCAUUGAGCCGGUUCAGCAAGGGCUUGAGAAAUGCCACGCAGCUGCCCGUCUUUGAUGAGGUGUCCAUGAUGGGCCUUUUCAGUGCUGCCUCCUCGCUGAGCGAGUUCAGCGAAGCCAGCGUCCUGGGUCGUUUGGAGGACAAGCUGCAACGGAUUGGCAACGGUCAGAACUCCGUUCGAGGCCGGGUGACAGAAGGCCAGCUGGGACUCGUCCAGUUGGACUCGUAUGAGUACGUGCGGGCCGUGGGCGACGCUGACCAUGAGAGCACCUUCAGCUUCCAGACCAAUCCGCGCGUGGCACAAGGCUUGAGCUUCGAGAAGGCGCAGACAGCAGCACAGGAGCCCGUGAUGUUGGAGAGCUUGAGGCAGGCGGCCAAGGAGAUGGAAACGGCGCACUGUUUCGGCAUCGCGGGGAACUGCGGCUUCAUGCAAUUCUACCAGGCGUUGGUCAGGGAGGCUGUCAGCGUGCCCGUGUUUCUGAGUGCCCUGGUCCAAGUGCCCACGAUGGCUGCGGCCCUCGACCCUCGCGACAGGAUCUUGAUCCUCACUGCCAAUGAGACCUCCUUUCGGGAAGCGCAGGAGCUCCUGCUGCGCGCAGAGUGCUGCAACAUGGCUUUGGAUCAGAUCGUGGUGAGAGGAUGCGAGGAUGUGCCAGGUUUCGAGGCCGUGGCCAAGAUGGAGCAAGUGGACACUCAGAAAGUGGAAAACAGCCUCAGCCAGUUUGUUGAGGAGAUCCUUGCUGAAGGCGAUGGCGCCUUCAUCAAGAUGAUCGUCCUGGAGUGCACGGAGUUACCCCAUUAUGCCGCCAGACUGCGCCGAGUCAGUGGCUUGCCCGUUUUGGAUCUCGUUACAUGUGCCAACUUUUUUGCCAAGGUAUUGGUAGGGAGCUUUUGA
This is a messenger RNA of Symbiodinium sp. CCMP2592, 1929 nucleotides long. The record is from the annotation of a GenBank genome assembly. Lineage: Eukaryota; Dinophyceae; Suessiales; Symbiodiniaceae.